AUUUCGUUUGAACAUCUGUACUUGCGGGUUUUUUUUUUCACCAGGCAAAAUACUAUUGUGUAAUUUUUAAUUAGCUAGUAUAUAUAUUAAACAAGUUUAGUGUGUUAAUAAAAUCCUAUACAUAUUAAAUAAAUAAUGGCCUAAAUAUCUACUUGUAUAUCAUUAGAUAUUCACAAAAAUUGCAAGUAAACAACUAACCCAUGAUCUCACCAAUUCCCCAUUAUUGUCGACCAAACAUGAAGGGGACCCACAUAAGAUUUUUACUUCAACUACUGGAUAAUAACCAUGCUUGGCUGAUGAGUAAAGUAUGGGUUGUUUGACUUGGAGGCAUCAUAAGAACACAUGACUAAUGAUAUGAGAUCAUUUACUAGGAAAAAAAAAACACAAACACAACACUCUUCUCUACUUUCUCAACCUCACGAGACACACACACAACAUAUCCUUUUCUUUCCAACUUUUCUUCAAGAAUACAAGGUGAACCAUGGGGUCCUAAGACGAUCUAAGGUGUCUCAAGGAAGAAGGAGCAUACUAGGAGCCAUCUUUAAUUCACCUCAAGCUAUCUUUCAUCAUUUAGGAUCGUGUUCUUCCCUAGACUAAGAUCUAGUGGUCGGGAAUUAUUUUGGACAUUUGGUUUUGCUAGCAUACGCACGGAACGCAGUUUGUAAGUGAAAUUUGGUUCGUGGCUUUAAGAAGUUGCAUGCAUCAUGGACGAUACCUUUUGGGGGUUUUGCCUUGUAUAUUUCAUCGUAUCGGAAAUAUACUUGACAAAUCCUAGGAACUUUAUAAACAAUAUAACUUUUGCUCGUAUGUGUUUUUGAAACUGGAAGUUGUGUAAACUAAAUAUAUUGUUAUGGUUUGUAAACUUUAAACUUCGGUAUCGUUGAUGCUUAAUCAUAUUAGUUGUUUGCUUAUCGUAUGCUUGAAAUCCUUUCAUGGUCGCACCUUGCGUUUCCGCCUUCGGCGGGGUGUGACAGAUUGGUAUCAGAGCCUCGAUUAUAGCGAACUAGGAUUCGGUCUCGAGUCUAGACUAUAAUCUCAUAUCUAGGUGCCACGCAUUAAACGUUUUCACUUGCCUGAAAAGUUUCAUUGCAUUGCAUCACGUUCAUGGUUGGGUCUACGAGUCGUAGGCGGGAUUCAUGGUUUAGUCUACUUAGUGUAGAAAGGAGUUUUGGGUAUACAUGGUUUGGUCUAUAUUGUAUAGGCAAGUUAUUUGGUUCAUGUGGAGGGUUUUGUGAUUUAUAUACAUAUAUAUAAUUUAUAUAUACAUGUGUUUGUACGGAUUAUCUUGCCAGGUCACGAUGUCGUCAGCUUCAGAUCCUAUCGACAUUUCAGAUUCAGACGAGGGGAUUAUUGACCUCGUGUCCGAUGAGGAGGUGAUCGAGUUGGAGUCGGAUGAUGAGCCCGCUAUGGAAGUAGUGCCGGAGACGGAUACUGAGCCGGAGGAGGAUCCGGACUACGUGUCUGUCGAUGUGCUGAGUGGCGUUAGUGGUGAGGGGGAGAUAAUAGCCUUAGGUGGCCCUGUGCUGAUGGAUGAUAUUCUCGAUCUGGGGGAUGUUCUAGUCCCUGGUGUAGUUGUCGUAGGUCACCCCGAUGGACACCUUAUUAUUGACAUCCCUCCCCUUGCGAUUGAGGUCCCUCGUGUUGAUGUCCCUGCUGGUGGGGACAAGGUUCCAGUGUUUCAUGUUGAUCAUGUCGACGAUGACAUAGGAGUGGGCGAGGCGUUUGAUAUUGCGAUUCUAGAGGUCUCUUCCCCAGUUGUGUCCGUCAUGGACAUUUCAUCUUCCGACACUACUGAUAGUGUAUCUUCUUCUGCUCUUAGAGCCAUAGGUCCUAGUGCUCACGCUACGGACUGUGGCACUGCUGCAGAGCUUAUAGCUCCCACUACUCUCGAGAUGGGUGGACCGUCUCGCGCUAUUCUUGCUCAAGUCGAUGAUGAGAGAGUUAGCGAGCCCAGGAGGGAGAUUCCUUCUGUUUUUGAGAUUGGAGGACCUUCAUGUCCCGCUACAGCCAGCCCUUUCAUUGAGAGAUUCCGAGCUGCUGGCUUUCUUGUGCCCCCAAAGCUCGAGACGGGCGGACCUUCUCGACCCCCAACCACCAUGUCUCCUUCCGAUCCUUGCUACCGUUCUCCCAUGUUUCCACCCACCCUCGAGGAGAGGAUAGAUUCUAUUGAGAUGCUCCUACAUGUGUUUAUGCAUAGGAUUGAUAGGGAGUUGGAUGUUAUACGACAGUGAAGAAUCAACGAUGCCGAACAGAUGAUUAUCCUCACCUCAGCUUCAGCACGCCACGAUGUCACUUUUGGUAUGACGGAUUCUAAUAUUUCAGAGGUUCAGGCUAGGGUGACUACACUCUCUCAUGGGAUGAGAGUUAUCGAGGAGGACUUAGCUAGAGUCAGAGCGGCACUCGAGACACGACCACCCCACCCCCCACCUCAGUAGUAGUGAUGUGAUGAUCUUACUUUUGGUUACGAAGAUUGCUCGUGGAAGAAAUUUUACCUUUUUGUAUAUUGUCUAAACUUGUAAGCCAAGGUGAUGUAGCCUUGAGCUCUUUUGGAUCUUUCACGAAACAAUGUAACAAGUUUGAAUGAUAUGUAAAUUAUGGUAUUUUCUUUUGAUGCGUUGUAUUUUGUUCUUUUCAUGAUUAUUAUGAUGUUGUGGUUGUUAUGGUGUGGUACUUUUAUGACACUGCAAUUAUUAUGAUGGUGAUUAAUCAUAUAAUUGUUAUUACUCGUGCACUCAUGAUUGUCGGUGAUACUUGUCAAUGUCAUCAUAUGGUUAUUACGAUUGGUUGUAUUCUUAUAUUCGUACAUGGUUGGCAAUAUUUGUUGAAAUAUAUGUCUAAAAUUCU
Molecule: messenger RNA, 2844 nt
Organism: Helianthus annuus (common sunflower)
Lineage: Eukaryota; Viridiplantae; Streptophyta; Magnoliopsida; Asterales; Asteraceae
Exons: 3
Coding region: 1266-2231 (321 amino acids)
Source: RefSeq, a predicted model, not a curated record